CAUUGUAGGCUGUUGGUUCGCUGUAUAUAUUAAAUCCAAGUAUACGUGCACCAAAGGCGUACGUAUGCUACGUAAGGAGAGAGAAAGAGACAGAAAAUUCCCGAGUUGCGCAGUAGAGCGAGCUAUUAGCUAACUCUAGCUAAAAUCCUUACAGAAGAAAACACACACACACGUACGCAUCGAGGCUCUCCAGCAGCAGCACACGAGCUCCGAACGAGAGAGAGAGAGGAGACUGUGCUGUGGUCCCCGUCCCGUCGUGCAUGGCCAAAAUAUUAAUACGCAUCAUGUGUCAGAAGGAAGCAAACAAAAAACUCAUCGGCAGUGCGUGAACGUGUCGUCGUAUAAGCGCGUGUGUAUACAAAAACAAGAAGCUGCCUUGUGCGCUUGUCCCCGAGGCAUCGUCGUCGUCGCGCAAACACGCGCAAGAGAGAGCCGCAAAAAUUCUCUCUCUCUCUGGGAAUAGAAUAAAACACUCCUCGUAUACGUGCGUGCGUGUGCUCGUCUAUUUGUGUACUGUUGCGUGAGUGAUAUUAUAAAGUGCGCAUCGAUUAUAAUAAAAGUUCGCUCUCUCUGUCUCCAAGUGUGUAUGCGUUAUAAUUUUUCUGCAUGUAUGCAUGUUGUAAGUUGCACACACAACCGCUGCUGCUGCGUAUAUAUGAAUUAUUGUUACGAGGCAGUGUAUAGCUAAUGCUGCAUCCGCAGCUACUGGGCUCUGUUACUCCGAUCAUGCUACUUCUCGCAGCGACUUAUUGGAUACGAUAAUGCUGAUAUCGACGUUUCACAUUCCAAAUUGCAAUUAUUCCUGAGCCGCUGUUAAGAGCACACCCACGCACAGACAGACAGGCGUGUAUCAUGUGAUCCUGAUCAAACGGGAGAUGAGGAUCGUCGUCGACUCGUUAUCGAUAGAAGCGCGUAGCAGUUCGAUGGAGGGCUGCUCUCAACCGCAAGAAGAACAAUAAAUCUCCUUUACUCGAGAGAAGAAUAAAGAAACGAAGGUAUCGUUUUAAAAAAAACCCCGAAGCCAUGACGGCAGCAACAACGAGGAUAACAACGAGGUGGUGGUGGCCGCUCGGGCUGCUGCUGCUCGUCGUCGUUACGUCGACGUACGCCGACGUGCUCGUUUUCUCCACUGUGGAUCCGCACCGGGUCGAGGCGAAUUUCGAUGAUUUGCCGGCCAAGUUCGGCAGUAUUGUACCUCCGGAAGGUAUUAAAGGCUUGGUGAUCUACUCCGAGCCAUCCGAGGCGUGCUCGGAUAUAAAACCGCCCCCCGCGGACGAUCCCAGGGCUUACGGCUACAGCUGGAUCGUGCUGAUCGCUCGCAACAAUUGCAGCUUCGAGGCCAAGAUCAGGAACGCCCAGAAAGCCGGCUACUCGGCCGCCAUCGUGCACAAUGUUCACAGCAACGAUUUGGAACCGAUGUCGGCCAAGGACCCGACCAACAUAACGAUUCCGUCUGUAUUCGUGAGCGAGUUCGACGGCAACUUGCUCAAGAACGUCUACUCGUACAGCGAGGACUACUUCAUCCUCAUCAACGAGAUGCCGAUCAACAUCAACACGCACCUACUGUUGCCGUUCGCCAUCGUGGUGGCUAUCUGCUUCCUGGUGAUGGUCAUAUUCAUGAUUGUCAGGUGCAUCAAGGACAGACGCAGAGCGCGGCGGCAUCGGCUGCCCAACUCGAGCUUGAAAAAGAUACCGACGCACAAGUACACCAAGGGCGAUCCUUACGAGACUUGCGCUAUCUGCUUGGAUGAUUACGUGGAGAACGAGAAGCUUCGAGUGCUACCCUGUGCUCAUGCCUAUCACACAAAAUGCAUCGAUCCGUGGUUAACGAAGAACCGACGCGUCUGCCCGGUGUGCAAGCGACGAGUCUUCGCCGCGGACGAGCGCGUCGACACCGACACCGAGAGCGACUCGGACGUCGACGACUCGACGCCGCUCAUACGCGACGGCCAGCGGCCACAGGGCACCCAGGGCGGCACGUUCGACUCGCAGGCCUUCGAGGCCGUGGCCAACGUCGAUCCCGCCUGGGAGCGUAUGCGCAGGGAGCGAGUGCUGCGCGCCUUGAAUCUGAUGACGCAGAGCGAGAGCUGGCCGCCGAAUCAGCCGUCCCAGUCGACGGCCAACGGCGGCGCUACCGGUGGUGACCAUCAGCAGCAGCAGCAGCAACAGCAACAACCAUCGAGGUCCCGUCAUCAUCGGCGACGCAGCGAUUCCGAGAGCAGCUACGACUCGUCCUUGGAUCGUCGCCAUGUAGAUGUAACCCACACGCAAGUCGUCAACGAGGCCUGCAGUAGCGACAGCGACGUUUACGAGGACACGACCGAGUCCGCGACGGCAACCGCGAGCAGGCGUUUUUUGGGCUUGGUAGCCAAUUCCCUAAAUAUACCCGUUGAAGAUUUGGAAAAGGGCAGCAUAGACGGGGAUUACGAUUCAACUGUUAGAGUCAGUCACGUCGUUAACGAGAGACAAGCGAGGAACGGUUCGAGAGACGAAGGUGCUAUUAAUCCAUUGCCAACAGUUGUUGUCAUGCAGCCUCACGAUGACAAUGAUAUUGUAGUAUAAUUUCCCCUUACUUAAUCUCUCGAUAUGGUAAUUUUACAUUUCUGGUAAUUUGAAGGAAAAAAAAGAUUACUGCAACGAUACCAAUAUUGUCAUUACUUUUUAGAGUUUUCAAAAUUACUUAAAUACCAAGAAGUGAUUCAGUGGUUCACCAAGCUGGAUGAAUUGGAAAAAAAAUGCGAUGUAGCUUACAUCUAGAAAUUCCAGUCUGUUUCUAUUCUGGUAUUGUAACUUGCGAAAGUUUAAAUCAUUUAUUUUGCGUGACUAUUGUAACGUCACUAUUGGAAAAUUGAAAUUCCGCGAAAAAGGCUAUGUGAAAUGUAUUAAAAGCUCCCUCUUUGAAGCGAACAUUCGCUCACCGAAUUUUCGAAAAUAUUUUUACCGGAAAUUGAUGAUGCGCGUCUGCUUUUAAGUAAACUCAUAAGUUUUCAUUCAAUUGACUAUUGAAAGAAUGCAAGAAAAAAUCAAACGAGAACUAGUUAACAUGUUUUUUUUUAAUUUUUCAAUACACUUGCGUUGAAAGGAUAUCGAAUCCAAUUGACUUGCUUAGCACAUUAGCCUGUGAUACAGGAUCAUGUUUAUCCUCGAUUUGUUUAUACGAUGAUGGUAAAGACCAAAGUGCGAUGGGAUUUUUAUAAGAAAUUAGAUUGAUUGUAUAAUUUAUUUAAUCCUAAGGACAAGAUGAAUAUUUACAAGAUUAAUUUUAAUGUAAUGGAUUAUGUUUUCUGCAGUGAUGGUAAUACCUCCUUACUCGAGUUUUUGCUAUUGGCAACACAAACACCCAGCUUAUGACCGUCAAUUUUAUCUAUGACCAAUGUUAAUUUUUCCUACACUCAGCCUCCGUUUUCAAGUUUUUUGACUGUCGCAUUUGCUUAUAAAAUGUAUUGUGAACAAUCGCAAACACUCUUACAAUUGACGUAAAGCGAUGGGGGUCUUUGUGUUGCCAAUAUGGUAGGAAAAUAAAUCUCAUAAAAUAUUAUAUAGAUGGUAAUAAUUUGUAAGUGUAUAUAAAAAAUAUUUGAUAACUGCAAAAACGUUUUAUAAUCGUGAUACAUUUUGAAAGGUAUAAAAAAAAUGGUGCAAAAUACAGUGGAGUAUCCGAGAUGUGGUUUAUUAAACUUGGGUAUUCGACGAAAAACUUUUAUUUUUGAUGGAUUCUCGAAGAGAAGGUGACUUGUUCUAUAGAAGUGUUAAUACACUUUUUGAAGGAACGCCGAAUCGAAUCGAUGAACGUUCAAUGCUGAGCGUUCGAUUCGAGUGGCGGGUCGAGGUUUGCGAGUCAAUGAAUUGUUAUUGACAAAAUGAUCAACUUUUUUUAAAUUUACAUACCAAAAAUUUAGUCUAAUGAGAAAAAAAAAUUCCCCAUGUAACAAAUUAUUACUUUGUUUCCCAAUUCUUGUUAUUGUAUUAAUCAUGAACACCCAACACGUUGAUACGAUUGAAUAAUGGUUGGUUCAUUUUGUAUAAAGCCAUGUAAAUAGUUUAUUUUGUUCAAGAUCCUCUAAGCGGGAGAAAGAGACGAUGCGUUAAUUAGUAAUGAGGGCGUUUUACACGAACGAACGAUAUAAUGAUCGCAUGAAUUUUAUAAAAAUGUGAUGAUGAAAAUUGCUAUAUAACUCAUCUGAUUCUUACUUAUAAAAAAAAAUAAAAGCUUCAAAUGUUAUUAAUUAUCCACCCUUUUAUUAUCAAAUACUACUAUUAUAAACUAUUUCAACUUU
Messenger RNA from Trichogramma pretiosum, 4277 nucleotides. RefSeq names its product E3 ubiquitin-protein ligase RNF13 (gene gzl). Gene Ontology annotation, cellular component: nucleoplasm; cytoplasm. The record is from RefSeq and is a predicted model, not a curated record. The transcript has 7 exons. The coding region runs from base 1024 to 2562 and encodes 512 amino acids. Lineage: Eukaryota; Metazoa; Arthropoda; Insecta; Hymenoptera; Trichogrammatidae.